Molecule: messenger RNA, 773 nt
Organism: Terrapene triunguis (Three-toed box turtle)
Lineage: Eukaryota; Metazoa; Chordata; Testudines; Emydidae
Product: L-gulonolactone oxidase-like
Exons: 4
Cellular component (GO): membrane
Molecular function (GO): D-arabinono-1,4-lactone oxidase activity
Source: RefSeq, a predicted model, not a curated record
CACGAUCCUGCCCGGCCUGGUGUGCUGGAUCAAUCGCUUCUUCUUCUGGCUCCUCUUCAAGGGCAAGGUGGAGCACGUCGACCUCAGCUACAAGAUCUUCAACUACGAGUGCCGCUUCAGACAGCACGUCCAGGACUGGGCUAUCCCCAUUGAGAAGACGAAGGAGGCCCUGCUGGAGCUGAAGGCCGUGCUGGAGAACAACCCCAAAGUGGUGGCACACUACCCAGUGGAGGUGCGCUUUGCUCGGGGGGACGACAUCUUGCUGAGUCCCUGUUUCCAGAGAGACAGCUGCUACAUGAACAUCAUCAUGUACAGGCCCUACGGGAAGGACGUGCCCCGGCUGGACUAUUGGCUGGCCUACGAGAGCGUCAUGAAGAAGGCUGGAGGGCGACCGCACUGGGCAAAGGCUCACACCUGUACCCGGAAGGACUUUGAGAAGAUGUAUCCCGGCUUCCGGAAGUUCUGCACCAUGCGGGAGGAGCUGGAUCCCACCGGCAUGUUCCUGAACGCAUACCUGGAGAAGGUGUUUUAUUGAGGGAGGACGGGACGCUGGAGAAGAGAAAUGAAGCUCGCCAGCCCAUCUCCCGUGCUCUGUCCUUUAGAGAUGGACAAUGCUCCUUGUGAGACUUGCUCCUUCCAUGAUGUCCCCCAGAUUAGAACCCAACCAUUAUCUCUCUCGGCUUCCAGCACGUCCCGUCUCCAUCUCUGAGGUUGGAAGCUCUUGAGUCAGGGACUGUCCACAUUUAGUGUCCUAUACAGCUCCGAACGCAUUG